Musa acuminata AAA Group (dessert banana) is the source of this 763-nucleotide messenger RNA. Its product is annotated as soluble inorganic pyrophosphatase 4-like. Gene Ontology annotation, molecular function: magnesium ion binding; inorganic diphosphate phosphatase activity. Gene Ontology annotation, cellular component: cytosol; cytoplasm. Bases 130 to 636 code for a protein of 168 amino acids. The transcript has 5 exons. Gene Ontology annotation, biological process: phosphate-containing compound metabolic process. The record is from RefSeq and is a predicted model, not a curated record. Lineage: Eukaryota; Viridiplantae; Streptophyta; Magnoliopsida; Zingiberales; Musaceae.
UCCUAUUUGUUGGUUCCACCCCGCUGUCGGUUCCAUUCUAGGGUUUGGUUUCGGCGUUUGCUAUCGGUUGCUUUGGUGUCCGGCCGAGAGCCGUUUCAGCUCCUUCUUCCGCUUCUUCAGCUUGUUGUUAUGGCUCCGUCUCUGGAGAUACCAAUCAUCUAUUCGGACUUGCAACUUUCAUGGCCACCUCUCAAUGAAAGGAUUCUUUCAUCCAUGUGCAGAAGGUCUGUUGCAGCACAUCCUUGGCAUGAUCUUGACAUAGGUCCUGAAGCUCCUAUGAUAUUUAACUGUGUGGUAGAAAUAGGAAGGGGGAGCAAAGUGAAAUAUGAACUUGACAAGAGAACUGGGCUGAUAAAGGUAUUCUUGGUAUUUUACUCUGUUGCUUGCUUUCUGUUUUCUGCUGUGAAUAUCAUAUUUGUUUCUUCUGUACAAGGAGAUCGUGUGCUUCACUCAUCAGUGGUGUACCCUCGUAAUUAUGGCUUCAUCCCACACACCCUUUGUGAAGAUAGUGAUCCAAUUGAUGUUUUAGUUAUCAUGCAGUUAUGUGGCACUUCAGAACCAGUAAUUCCAGGAUGUUUUAUUCGAGCUAAAGCCAUAGGUCUGAUGCCUAUGAUUGAUCAGGUCUGGCUUGGUUAGACAAGUUGGAGAACUGAUUUUGUAAAUCGAAGCAUUAGUGAUUCACAUAUUGUUAUAUAACGCUUCUAAUGAUUGCUUAACUUUGGUAAAAGCCAUGUUGAUGCAAUUUAUGAUGUUGGAAACGGGG